This is a messenger RNA of Leguminivora glycinivorella, 1764 nucleotides long. Its product is annotated as cilia- and flagella-associated protein 298. The transcript has 5 exons. The record is from RefSeq and is a predicted model, not a curated record. Gene Ontology annotation, biological process: regulation of cilium movement. The coding region runs from base 65 to 943 and encodes 292 amino acids. NCBI's taxonomy places the organism in Eukaryota, Metazoa, Arthropoda, Insecta, Lepidoptera, Tortricidae.
UUCUUAUCUUUUAAUAUCUACAAGUAUUAUCAUUCAAAUCGAACAUCGUUCUAAAAUUUUCAAAAUGGUGAUUCUCCUUGUAAAAAGAGGUGAUGAGAGCCAGUUUCUCUAUGAAACGAAUGUGAAUUGCUCUGUAGAUGAUGUUGUUAAAGAUGUGACGGGCAUUUAUAACGGAAGGUUGAAGAUUACCAGGAUUUGUUAUGAGAUGGAAGAGCUUGGGAAGCAUGGGACUUUCCUGCCGCAGGAGAUGCAAGGGCUGACGGAGGAGCAGAUAAAGGAGCUAAAGCUACAAGAUCCCUGGGCCCAGCGCUGUGCGCCCAUGGGCUACGUGGAAUGUAAGGACGACAUGGGCCGGCGGUGCGGUCUUGCCCCACCGCCGAACCUUCAGGAGGUGUUGAAGAAAGCGGCCGAGGCGGCUAAGGAGAUGGUCCAUAAGAAAUUAGUGGACCACCGUAAGCCUCUAACCCAGAAGGACGUAUCCCGUGCCCUAGACGAGCUUCUCGGGGCCACAAAGAUCGUGUUCCCAGCCGGUCUUCCCCCACACGACCCUGUUCGCAUGGAGCUUGAGAAUGUUGAGGAUCUGAGCGGGACGCAAGCUGCUAAUGAAGUUAUGGAUCCGGCGAAGGCUUGCUUGUGGGCGUGCGGGAAGAAAUUGCUCAGUGGAAAUCUUCUAAGUGAUCACUUGGGUAAGAACGAUAAAACCAAAGUGACCGUUAAGCUGUGCUCUUCAUCUGAACACGCACCUGGAAGAGAACCAGUCCUGUCUGAAGAUGAACGCAAGCAACUAAUGUUACACGCCUACAGGAAACAGGAAGAAUGGAAAAAGUUGGAGCAAGACGAUAACGAUCACUACCUGGACUCCAAGUGGGCUGACGGCCAAGGCCUGAAGAGGGCAUUCCAUGGUCUGAACGAUAUCUCCUGGAAACCUGUUGUUAGGAAGUAAAAUUCACGAGUAGCUGAGGGUUCGAAAAGAAAAGUGUACUUUUUGAUAGAAUAGUAACUUUUAGGCUAUCAUGAUGAUCACUCUUAGGGACUCCAAACGCUGACGGCCAAGGCCUGAAGAGGGCAUUUCAUGGUCUGAACGAUAUCUCCUGGAAACCUGUUGUUAAGUAGACUUAUGGUUUUAAAAUGUAGCUGAGGGCUAAAGAAAAAAAAUGUACUUACCUUUUUUUGGUAGAAGAGUAUCUUUUCAGUUAUCAUAACUAUUAGGGCUUCAAGUGGGCUGAUAGCCCAUUAGAGAAGGCCUGAAAGAUUUCUUGGAUUUCUUGGAAGCCUGUCGUUAGGAAGUAGACUAGGUACUGAGAUAUAGCUGAGAGUUUCAGGGAAACGUAUUUUUAUUGAUGGAAUAGUAAUAGAACGGACAAGUGGGCUGAAGGCCAGGGUCUGAACAGAGCAUUUCAUGGCUUCAAUUAUAUCAUUAGACUUAUAUUGACCGGGAUAUAGACCGUGAUUACCUUUUUGAUUUUUGUCGAGCUCCCGAUAUUUCGACGCAGUUGCAUGCAUCAUGAUCACGGAAAACUGACGAAGGCGGGUGGAUCCCGGUCAAUAUAAGUCUAAUGAAAAUAACCGUGAAUCAUUCAAAACUUCAAUUAUAUCUCCUGGAAGUCUGUUGUUAGAAAGUAGACUUAUGAUUCUAAGAUGUAGCUGGAAGUUUUAAAUGCUGUUUACUUUCAUUGGUAGAAUAGUAAUUUUUAGGUUAUGAUGAUCACUAUCUGGACUUCAAAAAAUUGUCAUAUUAUUUGCCUGUAAUAAUGGCACUAUUUU